Molecule: messenger RNA, 435 nt
Organism: Hydatigera taeniaeformis
Lineage: Eukaryota; Metazoa; Platyhelminthes; Cestoda; Cyclophyllidea; Taeniidae
Source: the annotation of a GenBank genome assembly
AUGAUUUCUCUACAGCGGGAUGAAUUGAUCGUUCACCCACUCUGCCAUGCUCUGCUUCGGUGCAAAUGCUCAGCCUUCUACAUUAAUUUCCUUGCUUGUCUAACUUUCCUCGUCCUGGAUCACGAACCACUUCGUCACUCAGCGAACACUCGACUGAAUAUGACCUGCUAUAAUCUUGUACGUGUUGAGAUGCCAAAAUACAAACAUUUCCACCAGGCAUUUGUUCCUCGUAUCGAUGUUGAUUUUGCCCUUACCUCGCAGGGUCUAAAGUUCUUCAAGGAUCUCAUCAAUUUCUACUCAUUGGGCGUCUUUGCGGCGGCCACAGCGUACGCCGUGAUGUCGUUGCAUAAGGUCAUCAACCAUAAUUUCAUCGAGUUAGGAGCGAUUGCGCUCUUUCUCGCCUGGAGUUACUUGGUCAUUCACCUCAUGCGGUAA